AUGAAAGCUACUUACGGUAAAUUAGUAUCUAUAAGGAUAAAGGUUGCUAUGAGCGGAAUAGCCUAUUUGGCAUGCCAUAGCAAUCAAAGUUCCAUUCCAUAUCGAACAGAGUUCUCCAUAUUGCAUGCCAAAAGGGAUGGUACAUCAUCCACAGAUAAAUAUCAUGUUGACCUGCAUAUAUGCUGCUCUUGUAAGACACAGGAGAACCGCAUGUCAGCAGACAAGCUCGAGAAAGGGAUCAAACAGGAUCACAUGAUCCAUAAUUACGUCAAGUUUUUAGCCCAGGACUUGACCUUAUUGUUCACAAACUAG
Molecule: messenger RNA, 312 nt
Organism: Striga asiatica
Lineage: Eukaryota; Viridiplantae; Streptophyta; Magnoliopsida; Lamiales; Orobanchaceae
Source: the annotation of a GenBank genome assembly